AUGGCAGCCGAAGAAUCGAAAAUCAAGAAUGUGGCUAUUGCUUCCGAUGACAGUCAAAGCAGCGAAAAAGAAGAAGAGAUUAAACACGAAAAAGAAACCGAUCUGGGCAUUUCGUUGGAUAAACUUAGCCUUGGUCCCAAAAAGAAACUGCUUGUGAUUCCUCUUGGUGGCCUCAUUGCUCACCGAGCUCAUGUUCGUGACCGGGCCACCCUCCCAAAAAACCGCCGCCCUGAUCUGACCUACGGAAAGUUUAAGGUCUACAAAAGGCCUUUUUGUGAAGAAUUCUUGAGGUUUUGCUUUGAAAGAUUUGAAGUCGGACUAUGGUCUUCUGCCAUGGAGCAUAACAUAGACAAAGUUCUGACCCAAAUUAUCGGGGAACUUAAAAACAAGUUCUUAUUCACGUGGGAUCAGAAUCAAAGUACUAAGACAAGAUUUACGUGUUUUGGGAAUGACUACAAGCCAUUAUUCUUGAAAGAACUUAAAUAUAUAUGGGAGAAGAAAUACCCGAGUGGAGAAUACUCGUCGUCUAAUACGUUGUUGAUCACCGACCCAGAAAAAGCCCUUUUAAAUCCUCCUAACACUGCCAUAUUUCCUAAGGAGUAUGAUAUUAAGAAUAAGAACGAUGAUUUUUUAGGUCCAAAUGGGGAGCUAAGGGCAUUUUUGGAUGGACUUGCUGACGCAAUUGAUGUUCCAAGUUAUGUUAAAGAUAAUCCAUUUGGGGAGGCAGCGAUAACACCUUCACAUCCUCACUGGGAUUUUUAUUCGGAGAUAAUUAGUUCCGGUGGCAAGGAAGAAAGUAGUGAUGACGAGUUUUGGGAUUCAGACUGGAGCUAUUAA
Messenger RNA from Lactuca virosa, 837 nucleotides. The record is from the annotation of a GenBank genome assembly. Lineage: Eukaryota; Viridiplantae; Streptophyta; Magnoliopsida; Asterales; Asteraceae.